CCACUCAGGAUCUCCCUGCGACUCUUCCAAUCUCUUGUGCUCCUGGCUCUGUCCCAUUCCACCUGUUCCCCACCACCAUCUCCGAGGCAGGAUCCUGAUCCCCCCACCACCACCCCGGUUCUGUUCCCGGGGCGAUGGCAGGCCUGGGCCCCGGUGGGGGCGACUCAGAGGGGGGACCUCGGCCCCUGUUUUGCAGAAAGGGGGCUUUGAGGCAGAAGGUGGUCCAUGAAGUCAAGAGUCACAAGUUCACCGCUCGCUUCUUCAAGCAGCCGACCUUCUGUAGUCACUGUACCGACUUCAUCUGGGGCAUAGGGAAGCAAGGCCUUCAAUGUCAAGUCUGCAGCUUUGUCGUUCACCGACGAUGCCACGAAUUUGUGACCUUCGAGUGUCCAGGCGCUGGGAAGGGCCCCCAGACGGACGACCCCCGGAACAAGCACAGGUUCCGUCUACACAGCUACAGUAGCCCCACCUUUUGCGAUCACUGCGGCUCCCUUCUCUAUGGACUCGUGCACCAGGGCAUGAAAUGUUCCUGCUGCGAGAUGAACGUGCACAGGCGGUGCGUGCGCAGCGUCCCCUCCCUGUGCGGAGUGGACCACACGGAGCGCCGAGGACGCCUGCAGCUGGAAAUCCGGGCUCCAACUUCGGAUGAGAUCCACAUCACGGUUGGUGAAGCCCGUAACCUCAUUCCAAUGGAUCCUAAUGGUCUGUCUGACCCCUAUGUGAAACUGAAGCUCAUUCCGGACCCUCGGAACCUGACGAAACAGAAGACCCGGACAGUGAAAGCCACGCUAAACCCCGUGUGGAACGAGACCUUCGUGUUUAACCUGAAGCCCGGCGAUUUGGAACGGCGGCUCAGCGUGGAGGUGUGGGACUGGGACCGUACUUCCCGUAACGACUUCAUGGGAGCCAUGUCCUUUGGGGUGUCAGAGCUGCUCAAGGCACCGGUGGACGGCUGGUACAAGUUACUGAACCAGGAGGAGGGUGAAUAUUACAAUGUACCAGUGGCUGAUGCUGACAACUGCAGCCUCCUCCAGAAGUUUGAGGCCUGUAACUAUCCCCUGGAACUAUAUGAGCGGGUGCGGAUGGGCCCUUCUUCUUCCCCCAUCCCUUCUCCGUCCCCCAGCCCCACUGAUCCCAAGCGCUGCUUCUUUGGAAUGAGCCCAGGACGACUGCACAUCUCCGAUUUCAGCUUCCUCAUGGUUCUUGGCAAAGGCAGUUUUGGGAAGGUGAUGCUGGCUGAGCGCAGGGGCUCUGACGAGCUGUAUGCCAUCAAGAUACUGAAGAAGGACGUGAUUGUCCAGGACGACGAUGUGGACUGCACCCUAGUGGAGAAGCGCGUCCUGGCACUGGGGGGCCGAGGCCCCGGCGGCCGGCCGCACUUUCUCACUCAGCUGCACUCCACCUUCCAGACUCAGGAUCGCCUGUAUUUCGUGAUGGAGUAUGUCACCGGGGGUGACCUGAUGUACCACAUUCAGCAAUUGGGCAAGUUUAAGGAGCCCCAUGCAGCGUUCUACGCAGCAGAAAUCGCCAUCGGCCUCUUCUUUCUUCAUAAUCAGGGCAUCAUCUACCGGGACCUGAAACUGGACAAUGUAAUGCUGGAUGCGGAAGGACACAUCAAAAUCACUGACUUUGGCAUGUGCAAAGAGAACGUCUUCCCCGGGACCACCACCCGGACCUUCUGCGGGACCCCGGACUACAUAGCCCCGGAGAUCAUUGCCUACCAGCCCUAUGGAAAGUCUGUGGAUUGGUGGUCCUUUGGGGUUCUGCUGUAUGAGAUGUUGGCAGGACAGCCUCCCUUUGACGGGGAGGAUGAGGAGGAGCUGUUUCAGGCCAUCAUGGAACAAACCGUCACAUACCCCAAGUCGCUUUCCCGGGAAGCUGUGGCCAUCUGCAAGGGGUUCCUGACCAAGCAUCCAGGGAAACGUCUGGGCUCAGGGCCCGAUGGGGAACCUACCAUCCGUGCGCAUGGAUUUUUCCGUUGGAUCGACUGGGAAAGGCUGGAACGACUAGAGAUUCCCCCUCCGUUCAGACCCCGCCCGUGCGGCCGCAGCGGUGAGAAUUUCGACAAGUUCUUCACAAGGGCGGCGCCAGCGCUGACCCCCCCAGACCGUCUGGUCCUGGCCAGCAUCGACCAGUCAGAUUUCCAGGGCUUCACCUACGUGAACCCUGAUUUCGUGCAUCCGGACGUCCGCAGCCCCACCAGCCCGAUGCCUGUACAAGUCAUGUAAUUCCACCCAAUGCCACUAGGUGUCCUCACUGUCUCCUGCUCCAGCCUACCUCACCUCCUAACCCCUCCCCUCCCCCACUCGUUCUAGAUCCUCCUCCCCAGCGUUCUGGCCUCUGCCCGCGAUUCUAGAACCAUCCCAGCAGCAUUAUCUGUCAUUCUAGGCUCCAAAUAGGCUCUAGAGCC
Molecule: messenger RNA, 2410 nt
Organism: Chrysochloris asiatica (Cape golden mole)
Lineage: Eukaryota; Metazoa; Chordata; Mammalia; Afrosoricida; Chrysochloridae
Gene: PRKCG
Product: protein kinase C, gamma
Exons: 18
Coding region: 135-2228 (697 amino acids)
Biological process (GO): protein phosphorylation
Molecular function (GO): zinc ion binding; ATP binding; diacylglycerol-dependent serine/threonine kinase activity
Source: RefSeq, a predicted model, not a curated record